AAACACUUAAACUUUCGGUUGAUGGAAGGGUAUGGUUAUCCUUACCCGCCGGCAUACCCCCCUAUGCCUGAAGGGGCAUACCCCGACCAUGGUGACGGGUUUGGGGACUAUUAUGGUUUACCAGUGACCGAAGAUAUCUCUAAGAGAUCUCGGUCUCUUGAUAGUGAGACCAAAACUCGAACACGGUCCAAAUCCCGGUCAAGAUCGCAAUCAAAAUCCAAAUCUCGGUCGCGCUCGCGGUCGCGUAGUCGCAGCCAGAGCCACAGUCGCUCGGUCAGCCAUAGUCGCACGCGCAGCCGCAGUCGCUCACGUAGCCGUAGUCGCAGUCGCAGCCGCUCCGUCAGUCGCCGACGAGAACUGACGUACAAGGAGCCAGGACUUUUGGACGCAUUUCGUGUGAUGUACUUAACGCCAAGCAAGCACAAAAAGGCCACAGCAAAGUUCCUAGCGACGAAGAAGCGGCAGGACCGUGUGCAGGAGUUGUUGAAGAGUGAUGGGUUGGGUUCCAAGCACUGGUUCUUCUACCCUCGGUCACAAGCGUGCACCGAGCCGGCUGCUGGCGAAGUGGCUGGUUCACGCGACAACUGUGAUCAACGGGUUAAGGUCGAUGGAGAUUUCUUCCGGAAAUACAAAAAAAGUAAGAAAGUGGACAAGGAUGCGCCGAUCGCGAAAUUGAAGCGAUGGGAAUUGAUACUUUACCAGAAGUUAGGUUUUGUACAAGCCGUUUGA
Pectinophora gossypiella (pink bollworm) is the source of this 729-nucleotide messenger RNA. RefSeq lists its product as uncharacterized. The record is from RefSeq and is a predicted model, not a curated record. NCBI's taxonomy places the organism in Eukaryota, Metazoa, Arthropoda, Insecta, Lepidoptera, Gelechiidae. Bases 22 to 729 code for a protein of 235 amino acids. The transcript has 5 exons.